GCUUGUGUCAUUUUUCCCGCCAGUCCGAUGGGCAAAGAGAUUCCGGCGGAGAAAUCCCUAAAUCUGAUUCGCGGGAGACUCUGCGAUCCUAGUUUUAUCUUCAGACCUCUUUCCGCUUCGUCAGACAGCAAUUACAGUAAAUUGAAGUUCAUUGUAUCAACCUCUAUCACGGAGGGAUGCAACAAUUCCAUCUUGCUUCUCGGCCCUCGCGGCUCUGGCAAAGCUGCUGUCUUGGAUCUCGUUGUAGGUGAUUUAUUGGAGCAGUUUCCUGAUUCAGUAUCAGUAAUCAGAUUGAAUGGACUCUUGCAUAGUGAUGAUAAUUGUGCCUUUAAGGAAAUUGCCAGACAGUUGUGCAUGGAACACCACCUACUGUUCUCCAAGAUGGCAUCAUUCGAUGAGAAUUCACACUUCAUAAUAGCCAUGUUACGGGAAUGCGGACUAGCACAUAAAACAAUCAUCUUUGUGCUUGACGAAUUUGACAUGUUUGCUCAGGGAAAGCAGCGGUUGCUAUACAGUUUGCUGGAUGCUAUGCAAUCUGUAACAUCACAAGCUGUUGUCAUCGGUAUUAGUUCUCGACUGGACGCUGACCAGCUUCUGGAGAAAAGAGUGAGAUCUCGCUUUUCACACAGAAAAAUUCUGUUUCUUCCUCCAUCCAGGGACGAACUUGACGGUUUGUUGGAACAUCUGCUGUCUCUACCAGCAGACUCAAGCUUCCCCAGUGGAUAUGUUUCUCGGUUCAAUGAUAAGAUUAAGAAUAUAACAUCAGACAGGAGAUUUAAAGACAUACUUAAGACAUUUUUUAAUGCUCAUUCUACUGUGAACAGUUUCUUGAAGUUUAUAUUCUGCGCUGUUUCUUUAAUGAAUUUGGAAUCUGGCCUCCUCUCUCUUGAGAACUUCAAAGCAGCACUUUCAAGGAUGCAAAGGCAACCAAAGUUGGAAGCCGUUAGAGAUUGUUCCGUACUGGAGCUUUAUCUUCUGGUAUGUAUGAGGAGGUUAGAAGUGAAGGAGCAAAACUCAUACAACUUCAUUAGUGUAAUGAAAGAGUACAAGGCGAUACACGAUUCUUUUCAAACCUCGGACUACUACGCACAAAAUGUCUGCAUAAGGGGAUUUGAGCACCUGAGAGAGCGACAAGUUAUAUGCUACACAGAGAAUAGAGGACAGUCUCAGACAGGAGAGUACCGUCCCAUGAAGCUUUUGAUAUCAGCCUCUGAGCUUCAUCAGGGAAUGAGAUCUCAUGCGUGUUGCCCGGCCAUCCUUCUCAAGUUAUUGGACCAUUGAUCUCUCUGUUUUUGUCCCUUGGGAAUAAGACAGUCUCUCAAGG
Arabidopsis arenosa is the source of this 1324-nucleotide messenger RNA. NCBI's taxonomy places the organism in Eukaryota, Viridiplantae, Streptophyta, Magnoliopsida, Brassicales, Brassicaceae. The record is from the annotation of a GenBank genome assembly.